AUGGCUCGUGGUGUAGCCGCCGAGCCGUAUCGCCUUUGGUUUCAUUUCUUUGGUCUACGCUAUCGAAGUCACGAGACGAUACUCGAACUCUCACUAGCACAUUCGACACAAUCUCGCCGCGAGGCAGAUGAAUAUAAGAUUGUGCUUGAGUUGGUGGACGCCCUGUCUUUCAUCAAAGCGUUAAAUGACUUUACUAAUCCAUCUUAA
Messenger RNA from Plasmopara halstedii, 207 nucleotides. RefSeq lists its product as uncharacterized. NCBI's taxonomy places the organism in Eukaryota, Oomycota, Peronosporomycetes, Peronosporales, Peronosporaceae. The coding region runs from base 1 to 207 and encodes 68 amino acids. The record is from RefSeq and is a predicted model, not a curated record. The transcript has 2 exons.